AAAAAAAAAAUUCUUUGUAUCUUCUCUUCUUUUCAACUUCAAAUGUUAAACGCCAUUAAUAAAUGCUUCUAAGACAUACAUUUUCAGAUCUACAGUACUCUCGUCAUCGUCCCUGCCGUGGCGUUUGAACCUGCAUUCAACGGCUGAUUGCGACGGUGAGAUUUAGUGAAGAAAUAUAAUUAUUUAUUUAAUUGCUUUGAUCAACAACUCAACGAGGCUUCCAGUGAUUGAUUGAAGCGUUGAAAAUAAGUUUAUGAGGAAGGAUAGGUGAAGGUAGCAGAUAUGGCGGAGACCGAUGAAUAUGAUGGAGGAGAGUUUUCUGUUAGAGAAGUUUCGGCCAAUGGCAUUCGCAUGAAAACAACUGAAGUCGAAGCCAAACUCGACCAAGGGAAUAUCGAAGAGGCCGAAUCUUCUUUGCGUGAAGGCUUGUCGCUUAAUUUUGAGGAAGCAAGAGCUCUUCUUGGCAGGUUGGAAUACCAAAGAGGCAAUGUAGAAGGUGCCCUACGUGUGUUUGAUGGCAUCGAUCUUCAAGCUGCCAUACAACGGCUGCAACCAACCCUUUCUGACAAGCCGUCCAGAAAGGGUCGCAUUCGUAGUGACUCACAGAAUACUGUCUCACAACAUGCUGCUAGCCUGGUGCUCGAGGCAAUAUACUUAAAGGCCAAGUCUCUGCAAAAUCUUGGGCGAUUAACUGAGGCUGCUAAUGAAUGUAGAAGUGUGCUUGAUGCUGUGGAGAGGAUAUUUCAACAGGGUAUACCUGAUGUUCAAGUGGACAGUAGACUGCAAGAGACGGUAAGCCAAGCUGUGGAGCUUCUUCCAGAGCUCUGGAAGCAGGCAGGUUGCAAUCAGGAAGCAAUUUCUGCUUAUAGACGUGCCCUUCUUAGUCAAUGGAAUCUUGAUAAUGACUGCUGUGCAAGGAUUCAAAAAGCAUUUGCAGUGUUUUUGUUGCACAGUGGAGUGGAGGCUGGUCCACCCAGUUUGGGUUCUCAGAUUGAUGGUUCAUUUGUACCCAAAAAUAAUUUGGAAGAGGCAAUUUUACUUUUAAUGAUUCUUAUGAGGAAAUAUUUCCUUGGUAAGAUCAAUUGGGAUCCAUCAGUAAUGGAGCACCUAACAUUUGCACUCUCUUUGUGCAGCAAAACUUCUAUUGUAGCAAAGCAACUUGAAGAGAUGAUGCCUGGAGUAUAUCUCCGUUCUGACCAUUGGAAUGCUUUAGCUCUUUGUUACAGUGGAGUAGGAGAAAAUAGCACUGCCUUGAAUCUGUUGAGAAAGUCUCUACACAAACAUGAACAACCUGAUGACCUCAUGGCACUGUUGUUGGCUGCCAAGAUCUGCAGUGAGGAUUCUCAUCUUGCAGCUGAGGGAGUGGGAUAUGCGAACAGUGCUGUCAGUAAUGCUAAGGGGAAGAAUGAGCAUUUAAAAGGUGUAGGCCUUCGGAUGUUGGGCCUUUGCCUGGGAAAGCAAGCUAAAAUUUCUUCCUCUGACUAUGAAAGGUCUUUUCUGCAGUCUGAGGCAUUAAAAUCUUUAGAGGCAGCAUUUUCUUAUGAGCGCAAUAAUCUAGAGAUAAUUUUUGAUUUAGGAGUUCAAUAUGCAGAGCAAAGAAAUUUAAAUGCUGCUUUGCGUCAUGCAAAGCAGUUCAUCGAUGCAACAGGUGGCUCGUUAUUAAAAGGUUGGAGAUUGCUUGCUCUAGUUUUGUCCGCUCAACAGCGAUUCUCUGAGGCUGAGGUUGUCACCGAUGCUGCUUUAGAUGAGACCACGAAGUGGGAGCAAGGAUCUAUGCUUAGGUUGAAAGCAAAGCUGAAGUUAGCCCAGUCACUCCCCAUAGAUGCUAUUGAAACAUACCGUUAUCUCCUAGCAUUGGUUCAGGCCCAAAAGAAAUCUUUCAGUCCUCACAUCAGUGUUUCACAGGUUGACGAUGAUAAAGUCGAUGAAUUUGAAGUUUGGCAUGGUCUUGCAAAUUUGUACUCAAAACUUUUACAUUGGAAGGAUGUUGAGCUAUGUUUAGGAAAAGCAAAAGAGCUGAAGCAGUACUCUGCAGAAAUGCUGCACACAGAAGGUGUUGUGUGUCAAGGACGUGGGAAUAUGCAUGAAGCUCUAUCUGGUUAUAUUAAUGCUCUUUUAUUGGAUCCAUCUUAUGUGCCUAGCAAAAUACUGAUUGCUGCUGUGUUGUCCAAGGUCGCCUCAAAGGCAUUGCCUGUGGCAAGAGGUUUACUCUCAGAUGCGUUAAGGAUAGAACCUACAAAUACGAUGGCUUGGUUUCACUUGGGGGUCAUUCAUAGGGAUGAUGGACGAUUAGCUGAUGCAGCAGACUGCUUCCAGGCAGCUGCAAUGCUCGAAGAAUCUGACCCCAUUGAAAGCUUCAGCUCUCUUCUUUGAUUGGCUCCCAUUUAUCAAAGUCAGACUUCACUUUGUGUAAUAUUCACCAAUAUACAGCUCUGGAUAUCUGAGUGGUCGGGGAUGGUGUCGUGAAUUUGUUCAUGAUAUUCCAAUAUUUUUCUAAUUCUUCAUGCAUUACAGUCCCCAUGUUCAUGAAAAGGAUCUGAGGGAAGAAUGGAGUAAGUUAUUGAAUUUGAUCUAGGAAAGCAAGAACAGAAAUGACAGGUAUAUCGUAGUUGCUCAAUCUGAGUGUAGCACAAUUACUAAUAGAGAGCUAAGACGGAGUUUCUUAAGCAAUGUAUUGGUUGAUCUGCCAUUAUCGGUACGCCGUGUAAAUUUUGUUUUUAAAAAAGCAAUUGUUGCUAAAAUAUAAUUACAGAUUUUUCUUCCU
Messenger RNA from Pistacia vera, 2764 nucleotides. RefSeq names its product protein NPG1. The record is from RefSeq and is a predicted model, not a curated record. The transcript is spliced from 6 exons. Gene Ontology annotation, molecular function: protein binding. Lineage: Eukaryota; Viridiplantae; Streptophyta; Magnoliopsida; Sapindales; Anacardiaceae. Bases 283 to 2373 code for a protein of 696 amino acids.